Zootoca vivipara (common lizard) is the source of this 10389-nucleotide messenger RNA. It is a transcript of the gene AKAP6, whose product is annotated as A-kinase anchoring protein 6. Gene Ontology annotation, cellular component: sarcoplasmic reticulum; perinuclear region of cytoplasm. The record is from RefSeq and is a predicted model, not a curated record. NCBI's taxonomy places the organism in Eukaryota, Metazoa, Chordata, Lepidosauria, Squamata, Lacertidae. Gene Ontology annotation, molecular function: protein kinase A binding; transmembrane transporter binding.
CAACCCGGGGAGGACACUGCCUGAUGAUGCCAUUUCUCUUGGGAAUCAGGAAGAAUUAUGGUCUAGAGCUCCCGACGUUAGCCAUGGAAGUAGCACUUUCCCCCAUCAAGCCUCAGGAACUGGAUUCUGUAGCUGCAGAUGCAUCUCCCAUGGUCAUUAACAUGACUCCCACCACCGAGCAAGAUGGCGGAGAAGACGCCACGAAAGAUCUUGAUUCCGGGCAACAGUAUGAAAAGCCCCCUCCCCUUCACACGGGGGCUGACUGGAAAAUCGUUCUCCACUUGCCUGAGAUUGAGACAUGGCUGCGGAUGACAUCAGAAAGGGUCAGGGAUCUGACUUACUCGGUGCAGCAGGACUCGGACAGCAAGCAUGUGGAUGUGCAUUUGGUGCAGCUGAAAGAUAUAUGUGAAGAUAUCUCCGAUCACGUUGAACAAAUCCAUGCUCUUCUGGAGACUGAAUUUUCCCUGAAGCUCUUGUCUUACUCUGUCAACGUGAUUGUUGACAUCCAUACAGUACAACUUCUUUGGCACCAGCUUCGAGUUUCUGUCCUGGUUCUGCGAGAGAGAAUUCUACAGGGACUCCAGGAUGCCAAUGGGAAUUACACCAGGCAGACUGAUAUUCUGCAAGCCUUUUCAGAGGAAACAAAGGAGGACCGCCUUGACUCUUUAACAGAAGUGGAUGACUCAGGACAGCUAACUAUCAAAUGUUCUCAGAAUUACUUGUCUCUGGAUUGUGGAAUUACUGCAUUUGAACUAUCUGACUACAGCCCCAGCGAAGACUUUCUCGGUGCGCUUGGUGACAUGACCUCCGGUCAGGCUAAAGUAAAACCAUUUGAGUCUUGGAGCUGCAGUGAAAUGGAAAAAGAUUUCCCAGAGCUUAUCAGAAGUGUUGGAUUACUGGCAGUAGCAAGUGAUUCGAUUGCUUCCAAAUGCAAUGAAACCAUUAAUGCAAAAGAAAUCCAUUUACCCAUGUCAACAGACCACCAGGAGGAAGGCCAAAGUUACAAACCAUCAUCGACUCUGUCCCCUGAACUUUCACUCUCUCAUAUUUCUGGGAACUUGCCUGUUUGUAAAGUAUCGGGCCCAGAGGAUUCUGCGAACUCACUUGAUGGCGAGACUGUCUGUGAAUUAGUAAAACAGGAGCUCGAUCCAUUACCCUCCGACGGUGCAAAAAGCCAACAGCAUCCUCAUAGCGAAAACUCCACUCCCAAGAGAUCAAUUAGAGACUGCUUUGACUACAACGAGGAUUCUCCUACACAACCCACUGUGCCCAAACGUGGUUUGUUUCUAAAGGAAGACAUAUUUAGGACAGAUAUGGUGAUCAAUGAUAUAAAAAACCAGAUCUCCCUGAUGUUUAAGACUGAAAUGAGCAGGAGCACACCCUCGCUGUUGGAUCCACCAGACAGAUCCAAGCUUUGCCUGGCUUUACAAGCGGCAUACAAAAACUGCCCCUCUUCCAUCAGCCAGUCGUGUGAUUGCUUGCACAACAUAAGUGAUCAGAAUCUCAAGUACACAAUUCAGAACCACCUGAAGGAAAAUUCCAUCGGCCUGGGGAAGCCCAGUGACAACACUAGAAGGGAGAAGUUGAGAUGCAAAAAGUCGCACGACAUUCCCGAGGAGGUGGCAUCCUGCAGGAUAUCGAGGAUUGGGUCAAAUGCUGCAUCGCCGAAUCAUUUGGCUAAAAGAGGCCUCACUGCAUUGCAAAAUGGAAUUCCCUUUGGUAGCUUGCAGUCCAUAGAAGGAACUGAAAGUGAUUCGACCUCUGCGUCUUCUGAUCCUUGUAAACGGCAAGAACUGAAUGGCCAGUAUUGCAGUGAAAGAGAUCACUCUGCUUCACCUGGUCGUAGCCAAGUAAGUGGCUCUUCAGCUGGUUCAGAUUCUGCAGUGUCCUCGUCUCCCGUUCUUCCAAGAAGUCAGGGCAAAAAGGCCCAUUCAUCUUCACCGAGUUACAUCACUACGGACAGCAAAGUUGCUGGUGCCUGGUAUGGUUCCGAUGAAUACUUAGCACUUCCCUCACACCUCAAACAAACUGAAGUGUUAGCUUUGAAAUUAGAAAAUUUGACAAAACUGCUUCCUCAGAAACCUCAAGCAGAGACCAUUCAAAACAUCGACGACUGGGAGCUCUCUGAAAUGAACUCGGACUCUGAGCUUUACCCGACCUAUCAGAUCAAAAAGAAGCACAAAAGGUUGGGCAGAGUUUCACCCAGCUCUUCGAGUGACAUAAUAUCCUCCAUAGGGGACAGCAUUGAAUCGGGGCCUCUUAGUGACAUUCUGUCUGAUGAAGAGCUUUGCACAUCUUCACCAAGCAUCAAAAAAUUCCUGGAAGAGAGGCCGCGAAAGCCACCAGUCACUCAGCCCGCCGAUAAGAAUGACUUGUCUGCCACAAAUAAAUCGGCUUUAAUUCAACAGCUGAUGCAGGAUAUACAAGAUCAGGAUAAUUAUGAAAUUAUAUGGGAAAAAAUGGAGGGAUUUGUAAGCAAGCUAGACGAAUUCAUCCACUGGUUGAAUGAAGCCAUGGAAACGACAGAGAACUGGACUCCUCCUAAAGCAGAGACAGACAGCCUUAAGCUCUACCUGGAAACACACUUGAGUUUUAAGCUGAAUGUAGACAGCCACUGUGCUUUGAAGGAAGCUGUUGUAGAAGAAGGACGCCAACUUCUUGAUCUUAUAGUAUCUCACAAAUCAGGACUGAAGGACAUGCUGCAGAUGAUUGGAAGUCAGUGGAAGGAACUACAGAGGCAAAUCAAACGACAACACAGCUGGAUUCUGAGGGCUCUGGGUAUCAUCAAAGCAGAGAUACUUGCUACUGAUGUGUCUGCAGAGGAUGAGGAAGGGACUGAGAGCCCCAAGGCUGAGGUUCAGCUAUGCUAUCUGGAAGCACAAAGAGAUGCUGUUGAACAGAUGUCCUUAAAGCUGUACAGCGAGCAGUACAACAGCAGUAGCAAGCGAAAGGAAGAGUUUGCGGAUAUGUCAAAAGUUCACACAGUGGGAAGUAAUGGCCUUUUGGACUUUGAUUCAGAAUACCAGGAGCUCUGGGAUUGGCUGAUUGACAUGGAAUCCAUAGUGAUAGACAGCCAUGACCUGAUGAUGUCAGAGGAGCAGCAGCUGCAUCUUUACAAGAGGUACAGUGUAGAAAUGUCAAUCAGACACCCCAAAAAGAUGGAAUUGCUGAGUAAAGUUGAAGCUUUGAAGAGAAGUGGUGUUUUACUACCCGGCGAUCUCCUUGAAAAAGUGGAUUCAAUUAAUGAAAAAUGGGAACUGCUUGGGAAAACCCUAGGAGAGAAGAUGCAAGACACAAUGGUAGGACACAGUGGGCUAGGUGCACGUGACCUGCUUUCGCCUGAAAGCGGGAGCCUGGUAAGGCAGCUGGAGGUCAGGAUCAAAGAGCUGAAAGGGUGGCUGAGAGAUACCGAGCUUUUUAUCUUCAAUUCCUGUCUGAGGCAAGAAAGCGAAGGAACAAUGAAUGCUGAGAAACAACUGCAAUACUUUAAGUCCCUCUGCUGUGAAAUUAAGCAGAGACGCCGAGGCGUGGGCUCAGUGUUGCGUUUGUGCCAGCACCUCCUUAAUGACCAGGAUACCUGUAAUCUCAACGCAGAUCACCAGUCAAUGCAGCUGAUAAUUGUAAAUCUUGAAAGGAGGUGGGAAGCCAUCGUCAUGCAAGCUGUCCAGUGGCAAACUAGACUGCAGAAGAAGUUGGCAAAGCAUUCCGAAUCCCUGAAUGUUAUCGAUCCAAGCUUAAUGGAGCUGAAUGGUACAAAUGAAGAUGCAUUAGAAUGGGAUGAAAUGGAUAUAAGUAAUACGUUGAUUAGCGUUAAUGAGGAAUUCAAUGAGCUUGAUCAAGAACUGAAGCAAGAUGACACAAAACUGAACUCUCCCUAUGAAGCAUGUGGUAAUAAUGACCAUCCCAAACAGGAGGAAAAUCCCACCGUACAUGAAAAUUGCCUCAGCAGCCCAACCAUUACAGCAUCUCCAGGUCCACAAGUCUACCAAGUGUACAGCCUUCACAAUGUAGAGCUAUCAGGGGGAAAUCAUAUAUCUCUAAUGAAAAAGACAUCCAAAUCCUCCACACUUACACACUUGGACACUUUAAAGAAGCAUGUGAAUAAGAACUCUUUGUUGUCACCAACCAAACAUUUGCCAGAACUAAUGGGCAGCACUACUUUGACAAGCCCACAGAAUUAUAUGUACCACAGUGGAAAUGUAAGUAGGCAUUCUGACAGUCAGAAUAAAACAGUCAAUGGAAGUGAGGCAGAAGCUAUCCAAAAUCUUGAUGUCCAUUUGCAAAACGAUACUGAUAGAAAGCAGGAUAAUUCUGUGACUAGCAUUUCACAUUCCCAGUUAGGGAAUAUAGUUGAUGUGAUAAAACAAAAUUUAAAGCAAGAGGAUGGGGAGAUCCAUUUUAAUUUCUUAAAUACUUCCCAGUCAAAGUCCAGCGACAGGGAUAAAAACCUGGGCAGCAUCACUCAACAGGGCUCUGAGGGUUCAGAAGAGUCACAACAAGGAAAACACAAUGUAUUGACAUUUUACGACUAUUCAUACCUUCAGGGUUCCAAAUUCCAGCUACCAAUGAUAAUGAAACAAUCGAACUCAGAAAAAGCACUUAAGCAGGGUAGCUUGCUUCAUGGCUUUUAUUUUGAUAAAGUCCCCUUGAAAUCUGAACAUCAACCUUUAGAGUUCAAGCCAGUUGUAUCUACAGAUGAGAUUGCUUUCUCCACCAACUUGGAUGAUGGAGACCCCAAACGCUGUGAAUUUGUGGAGGAUUUGAAGAAACUGAGCGACCCAACAAAUGCAAAGCUGUGCCCAACUUUAUCUCAUAGCUCUUCUUUAGACUCCCUUUCAGUGGCAAAUGAGUUGUUUGGCUCAACUGUUUUUAGAAGUGGAGAUGGGCUUCAUCGUAGCACAUCCUUGGAGAGUUGUCUAACGCCCUACAAAAGCAAUGAAGAUCUUUUUAGUUGCAAUGGCUCUGGAGACCUAAGUGGAAGUAGUGAUUCAGUGGGGGAACUUAGCAAAAGGACCUUAGACCUUUUGAAUCGUCUAGAAAAUAUCCAGAGCCCUUUAGACCAAAAAAUAAAGCGUAGCAUCUCUGAUAUCACACUCCAAAGCACUUCUCAAAGAAUGUCCUUGGCUGGCCAGUUGUCAUUGGAUAUUGCAUCCUCUAUUAAUGAAGAUUCACCGGCUUCUCUCACUGAGCUAAGCAGCAGUGAUGACUUGUCUUUGUGCUCUGAAGAUAUUGUACUGCACAGAAAUAAAGCACCAGAUUCAAAUGCAUCAUUCAGAAAACACCUCAGUCGGUCGGUAGCUGAUGAGAGCGAUGUCAACGUUAGCAUGAUUGUUAAUGUUUCCUGUACCUCCGCUUGCACUGAUGAUGAAGACGAUAGUGAUUUGCUAUCAAGUUCUACUCUCACCUUGACUGAGGAAGAGCUAGGCAUUAAAGAUGAAGAUGAUGAUUCUAGUAUUGCAACUGAUGAGGAUAUUUAUGAAGACAGCAAUUUAAUUUCAGGACUUGACUACAUAAAGAAUGAACUCUAUACUUGGAUCAGACCAAAAUUUAAUCUGACAAAGGAGAAGAGAAAGUGCAAUCUGGAUGAUGAAAUCCAGGGCUGUAAGAAUUUAAGAAGUAAUGAGACUUUGAAAGCAAAAGAUUCAUUGAACAUUGAAAAAUUCUUGAAUGAUUCCAUACGCAAGCUUUCAAAAAAUAAUGGCAACAGUAAGAACACAUCGGAGAGCCAUGAUGAGUCAGGGACAAAAAGGCAAAUGAAAAAUGAUGGCUUUCAAGUUUCCAAAGAUCACUUUGUGGAUGACAUGGAGAAUGGAAAUGUUACUAUUACUCAAGAAAGUCCAAAGGAAGAACAUAUUCAAAAUUCAACUGCUGCCAUGAAUGUUAGCCCACUUAGUAAAGGAAGUGAAAAUGAAUGUUGUAUAUGUGAAGCAUUUACUGAUAGUUCGGAUGAUUCACAUAUGGAUGGUAAAGAGCCAGCUCAAUUGUCAAAAAUAUCCAGCUCUCAGAAAGAAUAUAAAAAACAUAUUCAAUGUGAAGGCCAUUCUAUUAUAAAACCUUUUACAGAAUUUGACUCGGAUAUGAAAAGUUCAGAUAUGGCAUUACCAAAAUCACUACCAAAUGAUCAACAAAGCAGAACAGGAAUUAGUGAACAUGGUGGAGAUUGCUGUGCAUCUUUAAAAUCAAAUGAAGCAGAAGGAAAUGCAUCAGCUGGCUAUAAUGAUUCAUGUUGUAGCUGUGAAACUGCUGCUUUUGAUAAAAGAAAUGAGGAGGAUUGUUCAGUGCACAACUUUGUGAUGGAGAUAAUUGACAUGGCCUCAACAGCCUUAAAGAACAAGUCUCAGCCUGAAAGUGAACCAGCUGUUCCACAUUCAUUAGCCCAGAUCAGGGAAAAGGUUCUAGAACAUUCUCACAGGCCCAUUCAACUUAGAGAGGGUGAUUUUUAUUCGUACCUCUCACUUUCUUCUCAUGACAGUGACUGUGGGGAGGUAACUAAAUAUGUUGAAGAAAAAACCAGCACUCCAGUCCCUCUAGACUUUGCGGAAAAUAUUGAAUGCUUUUUUGAAGCCUGUCCUGAAGAUGAACGAGUGGAACAGCAGGGAUAUCUUCCUGACAGUGAAGUGGAAGUAAAAUACGAAGCCCUGGAUUUAAUAGAUGAACCUAAAACAUCUGCUGAAUGUAGUGGCUUUUCUUUCUUAAGUGAGGAGAUGGACAUCAGCAUGCCUGGCUCUCUUAGCCAGAUGAUAUCAGAUAAUUUAAGUUAUACUAGUGAAUCUUUGAAUUUGGACCUCCCUGAUGAAUGUACAGUCUUAAAUUCCUUCCCAAAUAACUCUAAAGAAAAUCAACCCCGAGAGCCACUUGGGAUCGCAAAGUCUGAAGAAGGUUUUGCUUCCUCUAUAAAGGCCUCAGCUGAAGCCAUUCAAUUAACGCCUGAUCACUUGAAAGAGAAGGAUGUUUUGCACCAGGACACUAAAACUCUUACAUGUGAAGAAAACCUCCUGCAUCUUCACAAAGAAAGGCACAUAAAUACACAGAGGUAGAAUGUAUUCCUCCAUGGACACACACAUUGUUUCAUAAAGAGGUAGGUACUGAACACUACGAGCUUUGCUUAUUACUGACAUGACUAUAAUGAAGCAGAAAAUGUGUGGCCUUUCAGAGUUUUCGAGUAGAUCAUAGCAUUGUGUCUCUUGAAUUAAAAACCAUUCCAGGCCACUUCUUUUAUGUUUAAGAUACAGAUACAGUCUCAGAUAAACAAGCAUCAGCUGAGAAUGGCAAAUAUGCAUUCAGAUCACUACCUUUAUUUGUCAAGAUUCACAAAAGCAGGAGCUGAUCCCUAGCUGAUCACUUCACAUAUUUCCUUCUCUGUGGAAAGCAGCUAGUUAAAUACUAUUUUCAGCUGAUGUGAGCAGCAUUCAUUUUGUACUUUCUGUGCUCAAAAAAGAAAGAAAGUAAGAACUAGCCCUUGUGUGAUUCAAACUUGUUGGCUGCAUUUCCUCAGAUGUUUGUACUAUGCAAAAUUACCCAAUGAAUCCAAGAGAGAACAGUAGCAAUCUUCUUUCUGCAAUGCAGCAGUUAUCACUGGAAGCAGAUUCAAAAGAGAUGCUAUACUGUCCCACUAUGUUGGGGAAAGGAAGAUGGGAGAGAAACUGGGUGUUACACCUAGUAUAUUAUGGGCUUUCCUCAACAGCCCUUUGCUUCCUAUCUGCUCAGAGACAGCAAAUUAGUCCAGACCAUGAGGGUGGAUAUAGCUGAUCCUGUCUCUGUUGAUGAGGAAGGAAAGUUAAGAGGAGAUGAUCUCCACUUGCUCUCUUGGUUCUAGGUUACCCAACUCACUACAGCCUUCUGUAGGCAUUCAGGAAAAAGGUUUAACACAUUUGCGGUGGGCAGGGGACAGCAAUGAGUGCACUAGGUCCCCACCCUCAUCCCCAUCCCCAUCUGUGAGUUGGAUUGUGGCUGUCUAUAUUGGAGUGUUUCCUGUAAUCUUGGAGGCUUCCUGUGUGGCGUAGAUCACUGUAAAAAGCAAGGUUCCAAAUCACACAGGAAGCCUACAUAAGUGGAAGCACUCUGCAACUCAACAAGUACACUUGUUCCUGUUCUCCGCUCUGCCACACACAUUAGAUUAGCCAGUUUCUUAAAUGCCUGGAGAAAACAUGUAAGACAGGAGAAAGGAAUAACGCAUGUAAAUGCACUAUCUAAAGCUAUUCCUUUCCGGUGAUGGCUAUAUGGGAAUGUAAACUGCCCUACUGAAAUAGAAAAAUUACCCUUCUCUAUUGAAGUACAGGCAGCUUGGAAGAGGAUAGUGGUAUCUUUCACAGGUGCCUGAGAAUGAUGUGAUCCUGCACCCCCAUUGCCCUGAGCUGUAGAAACAGCAGGAGGAUGUCACAGUUAAGGGAGAAGUUUACCAUUACAAUGUUUACCAUUUAUGUGACACGGGAUAUAUACAUACACUCUACCACAGUGGAAUCAAGUAACACCCUGAUCAAAUGCAGAGAGGAAUAUUAAUUUCAUUGGCCUAACUCUGCAAAGGAUUGUGUUGAAAGAGUCUGUGGCAGUUUAAGGACUAGCACCUUUGGGCUACAAUCCUAUACAUGCUUGUUUGGGAAUAAGCCUCAUUUAACUCAACAGGCUUAUUUUUGAGUAGACAUAUGUAAUCUGAUUCUAUUGUUAUUGUGGUUUAAUAUUUCUUGGACUACAAAAACUUAUGUCACAAUAAACAUAAUGAUUUUUGAAGUGCCAUAGGUCUCUGUGAUUCUUUUUUCCCUGCCAAAGACAAACACAGGUUUCUCUUUUUACCAUUUGUUUCUGCAAAGAUAGACAGUCUUUUGAUGAUAAAUCUAUGUUAUAUGCCCUAGUCCAGUUUUGGAGUUCCCUGUGUGGAUUAUUUGCUGGUUCAGGAACUCUGAGCAUAAACUGCAUGUACAUGUAAAGGAGGAUAUUAUCUAUAUGCAUUGCAUUGCUUUCAUUGGGAUACACAUCCUGAUGUGCACCCCCAUUUGAAUUUAGUAUUUUAUAAAUGCCUUUUAAAGUGCAACUUGAGCUGGAUUCUGGGAACAUGUCCACAGAAAAUUGGUAUUUCCAGUGCAACCUCGGUUCCUGUGAACUUAUUUCAUUUCUUGUGCUAUCCAGCAUUGACAAAGUACCAUCCUAUGGGCCCAUUUUUCCACCUCACUAUCUGUGAUCAGAACACUACUAUUUAUUCACACUGUAUUUUAACAACACUUUGUGUAGCGAAAGCAGUUUUGCAGUUUUUACACAAGCACCAUUUGUUCUGGAGAAAUUCCAACAUGGCAACUGCUUGUGAACUCCUGAAAUUAAGCUACUACAGCCAGCUCAACCCCUGAAAACACCCACUUGUGUGAAUUGUGCAAAGACAGCAUAACAUUAACAUUCAAGUGAACUACCGUUGCCCAUUCACCCAGAGUAAGACCCACUGAGUUCAAUGGGGCAUACUCCCAGGUUAGUCUGUAUAGCAAGGGUAGCCAACAUGGUGCCCUCCAGAUAUUGUUGAACUAAAAACCUCAUCAGCCCAAGCCAUCACUGCCAAUGUUCAGGAAUACUUGGAGUCAUAAUCCAACAACACCUGUAGAACACUAAGACUGCCCUUGUGUGUGGGAUUACAGCCUCAAGAUGGCUUUAUGUGUGGAGGUCCAGGUGAAUUUUGCUGGGGCUCAGAGUACUGUUUAUGUUACAGUGAAAGGAAUCUCUCUGCCGAAGGCUCUGGUAUCUGUAUUUUCAAUGGAUUCUAGAAGUCCCUUCCCCCCACUGUAAGAGCUUAGUCGAUACUUUAACUUCAUCUCUCAAGCUAUGGGAAAUGAAUUAGAGGCAAUCUAUCCUAAUUUGUUAACUUAUUCAAAUAACAGUUAUUAUACUUAACUAUGCUAAAGAUUAUCUUUUUGGUGGCAGAUUGUUUAUUUUUUUGAUGAGCCUAAUUACUGAUUUUCCAAAGGUAAUUUACAUUUAUUACUAAUACAUCUCUUAAAAUGUGACAGAUAAAUGUUGUUCCCAUAAGUGUAUUAUGAAAAAAGUUACUAUUUAAAAACACAUUAUUUAAUUUGAAAGAUAAAUGGCAAACACCAUUUUUUUUCCUGGAGCACCUGUGCUGCUAAGCUCAUUAAAAUGUGUGAUUUUAUGUGGAGCUGUGAUACUUAAGAGAAAAAAUUAUCUAUGGUAUAUGUGUACCCUAAAAAUAAACUCAGUUCGCAAAGGUGACAGUAUGCAUAUUUACCAAUGUAGCUCAACUAAUUUCACAUGAUUUUUGCUCCAGCUGCAAGCCAGAAUAAAGCUGUUGUGAGCAAAUCUAUUUUGCCACUGGAUGUAUCUAAGUUGUAAUCUCAUUCUUUUAGCACCGUGCUAUAAAAUUGACCAUUAAGCAAAACUAAUAGCAGCUUUGAA